AUGGGGAGGAGAACCAACAACCUAUACUCCGAUAUUCUGUGGCAACCGUCACCCCCGAGAGUUGAUUUCCCACCGAUCAUCUCGCCGCCCAACGCAGCGGAAAUCAUCGCCUCGCUACCGCCCAUGGACUUCAAGAACCCAUCGAGCGCCAACGACGCCGACGCCGACGCGCACAACGCAGCCGUCCUCGCGGUCCGCGGCAUCCAGACCACGGCCACGGGCAUAGACCUGUACGUCCUCGCGGGCAGGGCGCUCAACAACAGCCCCAUCGGCAUCACCCCGAAGACGCCCUUCACGCCUUUCUACUUCUUCUUCUACGGCUCGCUGCAGAUCCCCGAGGUGAUCAACUGCGUCUGCGCGCUCCCGGAGGACUCCCUCGUCCUACGCACCGACGCAAGCCUCAAGGGGUGGAAAGUACGGAUGUGGGGCGCCUUCCCGGCCCUCGUGCCCGCGUGCGAAGACGAUGACCCUGUGAAGGGCGUGGCGUGGUUGUGCGAACACCCGGAGCAGGUCGCGAGGUUGUGCGAGUACGAGACUGAUGCGUAUCGCAUGGCGUAUUGCAGUGUCACGCUCCCGAGAGAAGAUGGGGAGGGGGACGAGGUUGUCGAGGAUAUGCGUACCUUUGUUUCUACGCUUGAGCCGGAUCAACUUGCGCCCGGCGAGUUCGAUAGGGAUGCGUAUAUGAAGCGUACAGGUUGGGGUCCUUGA
Molecule: messenger RNA, 708 nt
Organism: Xylaria bambusicola
Lineage: Eukaryota; Fungi; Ascomycota; Sordariomycetes; Xylariales; Xylariaceae
Exons: 2
Coding region: 1-708 (235 amino acids)
Source: RefSeq, a predicted model, not a curated record